AUGUACAACGACGAGACCAAAAUCGUCGCGUUGGCUCACCGCUAUGAAAAUCUCGUCUAUGAUAAGGCUAAUUCCAAGGAGGAGUAUAUGUCUCGUUUUAAAUCGCAGAUUACCGAACUCAACAGUCGGAUCCAGCACACCAUGCGAACCGCCACUGGCCCUGGAGGCCAGUCCGCCCAGUUCCAAAUGCCCCAAACGGGCUCUCAACCUCAGCAGUCGGUUCAGCGAACGUCUCCCCAAAUGUAUCGACAGCAGCUGCCUUACGCGAGACCGCCCCAACAAUCUAAUCCUCAAGCGGGGCCUGGAUCUACCCAGUCUGGCAUGCCCCGUAUGCCGCCUCAGAACCAACAACAGCGCUAUCCAUCUAAUCAGAUGGGCCAGCAGGGGUUCAGAGGCACUGGUGCCCCAAACCAAGAUGCCCCGCUUCCUCCCCAGCUGUUGCAGCUAAUCCCUAAUCUCCCUGCGCAUGCCAGGACUCUCAAGGACAUUCAAGCUCUCGUGGUUAACGGAACAAUUCCGAGAGAGUCUUUAGAUGGUUUCAGAAAGCAGUAUACAUUGCAAUAUAAUUUGCAUCUCCAGGCCGAUAAACAGGCGCAAGCUCGUGCUCAGGCUCAGGCUCAGGCUCAGGCUCAGGCUCAGGCUCAGGCCCAGGCUCAGGCUCAGGCCCAGGCUCAGGCUCAGGCUCAGGCUCAGGCUCAGGCUCAGGCCCAGGCUCAGGCCCAGGCUCAGGCUCAGGCUCAGGCUCAAGCUCAGGCUCAAGCACAGGCGCAGGCUCAGGCAGCGCGGGCACGGGCUCAAGCUCAGGCUCAGGCGGCUCGUGCUCGUGCUCAGGCUCAGGCACAGGCUCAGGCCCAGGCUCAAGCUCAGGCACAGGCUCAGGCACAGGCUCAGGCCCAGGCUCAAGCUCAGGCACAGGCUCAGGCACAGGCUCAAGCACAGGCUCAGGCUCAAGCACAGGCUCAGGCUCAGGCCCAAGCACAGGCCCAGGCCCAAGCUAACCAAGCUCAAGCUAGAGCCCGGUAUCGCCAACAACUACUACAACAGCAAGAGCAACAAGCACAAAACCGUUGGGACCUCUCGCAACAAGUGCCCCUGGUCACCGGCAAAGCAGCAAGUCAACCUCCCGCUCCUGCUGCUGCUGCAAAUAUCGGCCGAACGUCUCUGACUCCACAACCUGCUCGUCCAGUCAACCCCGUAACUGAGAAAGAUCGAGAAGAGCUGCGAAAGAUUUACGAAGAGGCUUUGAAAAAGGGACUCAAUUUGGACGACUACACAAACUCUCUUACAGAGGCCGAAAAGGCCCAGGUUCGUGACCAGUUGGCUGGCGAUAAGGUGCUGCAAAGUGUCAACAGCAACGGAAUGAGCGUACUGUCGAUAUUCUAUUACUAUUCAAACCGCGAUCGUGAGCGGACAAGACAGCUUGUGCAUCUCCAACUCAUGCUUCGCCAUAUCAUCGACCGGCAGUCUAAGGGUAUUUAUCUAUGCACUCCAACCACCUUGACACAAUUAAGAAGAGACUUGACACCGUUCCUGACUCUCAUGCAACAAGUCGCCUCUUCCAAUCAACGUUCGGUCUCGAAGCAGGCUCAACAAACGUAUAUGGGGCUGACGUCUCAAGGCCCACCACCAGCUCAACUUCAACAACAUGGGGCAGGACACCCCAAUCGAGGGCCGCUUUCUGCACCUUUGCCAGAUCACAAUAUGCCACCGAACAUGCCGAUUGCUGCUCCAAUCCCGCAGGCGCAGGCGCCGCGGCCACUAAGCGGUGUGUCACCCGCUUUCCAGUCUCAACAGCUGUAUGGUCAACCAGGCUUCAAUGCACCUCCUCCAGCGACUCAAUCGCAAUUUGCUGCACGUCAAGAGUCGUCUGGAUCACAAACAAGCUCAAUGCAGGUUGGCACACCGCCGCCAGUGCGCACCAACAUCACACCCGCAGCACCUCUUCUAGUAGAAGAACCCAAGAUUACGAACGCUGCAAGGCUUAAGCAGCUAUCCAAGGGAGAUGGGCUCAAGUAUUUCCUGUCGGGCCUGGGGGCGAUUCUGAACGUACCGGUUGAAGAAAUCAACACCACGGUAGAAGCCGUCCGGUUAUCUGGAGAACUUCCGGGGAAUAUCGAAACAGAGGCGAAUUCGGCAUCAUGGAGAGCACUAGUACCUGCAGUGGAUCUCCGAGCCGUAUUUCAAGAACUCGAUCUGGUGAAACAAUCCCAGGUUGCGUUCCUGACUCCACCCGAAGAGCCUGGCGCUCUAGGCGAUGGCGAACCCGAGGAAACCAGCCUCGAAUGGGACUUUGACGAACUAGCUAAAGUUGGAGUUGUUAAAAGCGACUGGCUACUGGAAUAG
Wickerhamiella sorbophila is the source of this 2343-nucleotide messenger RNA. RefSeq lists its product as hypothetical. The coding region runs from base 1 to 2343 and encodes 780 amino acids. The record is from RefSeq and is a predicted model, not a curated record. Gene Ontology annotation, molecular function: transcription coregulator activity. Gene Ontology annotation, cellular component: mediator complex. Gene Ontology annotation, biological process: regulation of transcription by RNA polymerase II. Lineage: Eukaryota; Fungi; Ascomycota; Dipodascomycetes; Dipodascales; Trichomonascaceae. The transcript has a single exon.